Sciurus carolinensis (gray squirrel) is the source of this 691-nucleotide messenger RNA. It is a transcript of the gene Mrps18c, whose product is annotated as mitochondrial ribosomal protein S18C. NCBI's taxonomy places the organism in Eukaryota, Metazoa, Chordata, Mammalia, Rodentia, Sciuridae. Gene Ontology annotation, cellular component: mitochondrial small ribosomal subunit; ribosome. Bases 39 to 479 code for a protein of 146 amino acids. Gene Ontology annotation, biological process: mitochondrial translation. The transcript is spliced from 6 exons. The record is from RefSeq and is a predicted model, not a curated record. Gene Ontology annotation, molecular function: structural constituent of ribosome; small ribosomal subunit rRNA binding.
UAUUUGGGAGAUUUGGAAAAAGGAAAGGAAGAGGAAUAAUGGGAACCAUGGCAGCUGUGAUUGCUUCUUGUGGUAGUUUAGGGAAGAAGUUGACACCCUGCAUAACGGCUGCUGUCUGCCUCCCAAAUCCCGGAAAUCGCUCGGUGCUCUGGAGAAGGGGUUGUUCACAAUACAAGCAGGUAACCGGCAAUGAGGACCUGCCUGUGCCAAUGGAAAAUCCUUAUAAGGAGCCUCUUAAGAAAUGUAUCUUGUGUGAGAAACGUGUAGAUUAUAAAAAUGUACAGCUUCUGUCCCAAUUUGUUUCUCCAUUUACUGGAUGCAUUUAUGGAAGGCAUAUAACAGGUCUUUGUGGGAAGAAGCAGAAAGAAAUUACAAAAGCGAUUAAGAGAGCUCAAAUAAUGGGGUUUAUGCCAGUUACAUACAAGGAUCCUGCAUAUCUCAAAGACCCUAAAGUUUGUAACAUCAAAUAUCGGGAAUAAAUGAUAUAAGGUUAUCACCAAUAAACUUGUUUUAUAAUAAAUUGACCUCUACUGAUUCAAACUAACCUUUGGGAGGAAAAGAGUUUCAAGAGUGAGAUUAGGAGUGAAGUUUCCCCUCCAUGACUGUUCACAGAACAGGUUGCUUAUUUAAAAUGUUAAUAUUCAUUAAAUUGUACGUACCUUGAAUAAAAGUGGUCCUGUAUUACAUCUGG